Messenger RNA from Carassius carassius (crucian carp), 2949 nucleotides. It is a transcript of the gene nxph2a, whose product is annotated as neurexophilin 2a. Gene Ontology annotation, molecular function: signaling receptor binding. The record is from RefSeq and is a predicted model, not a curated record. Lineage: Eukaryota; Metazoa; Chordata; Actinopteri; Cypriniformes; Cyprinidae. The coding region runs from base 566 to 1369 and encodes 267 amino acids. The transcript has 4 exons.
AAAAAACCCCGACACGUGUCCACAAUGGGUUAAUCAGUUGACGUCUCUCAGUUGAGAGUCCCUCGCAGGCGCUAAAUCUGAAGAGCACUUCAAAGAGGGAUUCACAUCACAUCACCACACACAUACACGCUCACAAAUCAAACUACAGAGGAACAAACUAAGAAAUUGAGCUUUUGGUAAAAUAUCGACUCUACUUUGGGGCUGUAAUAAAACUUUAAUCAGAACAAACUGCCAUAAACAAGAAGACACGCGGCGGACUGCGCGAGCGAGGAGUCGCAUCAAUCACGCAAAAUGCUGCGAGGCUUCACACCUUCGCACUGAUCGGACUCGUUCGCUGCGUUCCCUUUUCCUGUCCCGAGCACAUUUAUCUGUAUCACUGACGCCUUCGGGACCUUCUCCAGCUGUGCCGUCGAAAACCCCGCUGGUUUCCGUCACUUUUCAACAUGAUCAACACCUUUUGCCAAGGGUAGUUGAGAGCAAUGGCACCUUCUUGUAAACCCUGUGAACUGGAUAUUUGCUUCUCCCACCUCAAGUAAGAGUCAAAAGACAAUUUUCUGUAGUCAAGAUGCAGAUUCUUUCAGCUGUUUUGCUGCUGUUCUGUUUGCACAAGUGUUGUUGGAAGGUCACAUGCAGAAGAGUCCAUAUUCCAGAGGUGGGGCUCGUGGACUGGGGGGAGACUGAAAAUGAAGACCACCCCUCCCCCAAAAGCGUCAGCCCCCGUGUUCUCAACCCCCUGCGCCUUUUCGCCCGGGGAUCCCCUGGGUUUAAGAGCAACAGGAGGGAGAUUACAUAUUUGGAAAACAUCGAGGACCCUUGGGACUGGUUAUCUAACCAGACAGAUGUCAGAGAGGCGCAGAGCAGGACUAAACGCAGACCCAUUGUGAAAACGGGCAAGUUUAAAAAAAUGUUCGGCUGGGGUGACUUCAACUCCAACAUCAAAACUGUGAAACUCAAUCUCCUCAUUACAGGCAAGAUAGUGGACCAUGGCAACGGCACAUUCAGCGUUUAUUUCCGCCACAACUCCACGGGCCUAGGAAACGUCUCCGUAAGCCUGGUGCCGCCUUCCAAGGUGGUGGAGUUUGAGAUCGCCCAGCAGUCCACCCUGGAGACGAAGGACUCGAAAUCUUUCAAUUGUCGCAUCGAGUACCAGAAAACAGACCGCAGCAAAAAGACUUCACACUGCAGCUAUGAACCGUCCAACACGUGUUACCAAGAGUCCACCCAGAGCCACGUGUCCUGGCUCUGCUCGAAGCCCUUCAAAGUCAUAUGCAUCUACAUCGCCUUCUACAGCACUGACUAUAAACUGGUGCAGAAAAUCUGCCCCGAUUACAACUAUCACAGUGACACGCCGUACGCAUCCACAGGUUAAGAUCCAGUCCAUCCUGGACAGUGAGAAUGGUCAACCUCAUUUUCACCAUGUGUUUCAUCUGAUUUAAAAGCAAUUAAAAUAAAUCCAGAUGUUUCGCAUUAGGCUACACUACUGGCAUUGCCUUGGCCUAUUAUGAUACAACAGUCACGAAGUUUGAUGGCAAAAUAUGGCAAAAUAACUGAUCAGCGCUUUUGUUUUUGGCUUUAAACGUCUCACAUCCAUCCCACGGUUCGAGUUCCAAUGGGAAUUUGUUUUCUGAAAACAGACCAUAUUUCGCUAUUUGUUAAGCUAAUAAUUCACAGAACUGCAGUAUACGCGAAACACCUUUUUAUUGUGAGGUAUGUGUGUGCGUGUUUUAUUGAGGGUUGGGGCCUCUUGUUCAACACUAAAUUGUUUGAAGCAUUUAUGCAGUUGUCAAGAUAAGUGUGAACGGGUUAAAUCAUUCAGCAAAGACAUCACUUACAAAUUACUCUUAGUUAUUUCGCAUUUCACAAAAGAUCUGUGUGUGAAUUGAGAUUUGUGUAUAAUUUCAAAGAGUAAUGUGCCAUGUCUCACGAGAGCACAAUUCAUUGGACAGGUGGAUUUAGUGAAUCUGGCAGCCGGUUAACAACCCUUUGUCAUGGUCUCGCCACAGAGAUCCACAUUUGCAGGCUCUAAUUAACAUUAAUUAUAGUGGGAAAUUUCACUUACAAACCAUGACAGAGGGGCCCGGAGCCAAAAACUGAAAUUUAGCAUGUCAGUCAGCAAACCUCUAUUCAAGCCAGUGACUUUGGACUGGAAUCAAACUCUUUUGUGUCAAAGUGAAAAAAGUGUCAGGAGUAAAUACAGGCAUUUAUGCAAACGCACACGAGGGUAAUUUAAUACAAUUUGUGAGUCUACCUUGUAUUGAGUCUUUCAUCAUUUAAAACAGAAUAUGGAGAGUAUUUGAAGGAAUUAUUUUUGUUUGCACAUUAUAGUCUAAAUGUCAGUGUGUCUCAAUGAACCAGUUGAAAUGCCAUAGUCUGAUAAUCAGAACUGGAAUUCUCAGGUUCCAUGUGUGUGUGUGUGUGUGUGUGUGUGUGUGCCAAACAGAUUAUGGCCGUUUAUUUCAUGAAGGUUUAUUUUGCAGUUCUGCUCAAAUUGAAAAAUCAGAUGGAUAAUUAAUUGUUCCGAUACUCUUGUCUUGCCACAUGAACAUUUACAUCAAGAACAUGUCGAUACAAAGAUAGCUGUUUAUAAUUGUAUUUAGUUUAUAAUCCUGUGUGCAAUUUUGUGAAUAGUGUAUAAAUGUGACUAUAAAACCGUGUGUAUUUAGACUUUAAAAGGAUGAAUUUGUUUCUUUAAUCUUACAAUCCAGCAUUGAUCAGUUUUUCCUACUUUAAGUGUUUGACAGUUAUAUCAAGUAGAAGUAGAGUUGAGCCAUCUAGCUUGUUACAGUUGUAUUUUUUUUUUUAGCAAACUGUACGAUUUAUCUGUAAAAAUAAAAAAUAAAAAAAUAAAUACCUGUGAGCUUCCAGCUUUUUUUUAACCCUCUAUGGCAUGCAUUUGCACUGAUUUGCUAUGAAACCAUUUUUGCUUAGAAAUUAUUAGUAAAUUUCACA